AUGACGUCUACAUCGUUUAUGAUGAUCAUUUUUAUGAUCUUACCAAUAUUUUCCUGGUGUGCUACCUCAACUGUAGCUGCUAAUUUAAGUCCAGCUAAUUUAGAUGGUCUUAAAGCUCAAUUUCAAACAGCCAUGAAAUCAUUUUCGGAUGUAGCAUCAUUACAUUACACUUUAGCUGGUAUUAAAGAACUUGGUGUUCAACCACCUGAUUCAUUUUGUAAUGACAUCAAAAAAUUAGUUGAUAAAUCGAAUAUUGAAUCAAUCUAUCAUGCAACUGAAGCAGCUAAAACAUUAGCUAAUUGCAAAUUACCUGUAGAAGAUUACCGUUCAGUUGUAACAUCAACUCUUCAAUCUGAUAAAAGUACAACAUCGGAAAUUUAUUAUGCUGUAAGCUCAAGUGUUAAUCUUGGUUUAACUGUUGAUGAAGCUAGCAUUGAAAAACGUCUUAAUACAUUAGCUAAAACAGAUGAUAGUAUCUUAAGUCAAGGUUAUGCAUUAUUAACAGGCGCACAAUUAAGUCAACCAGUUGCCAAAUUUUAUGCUGAUACAGUUAAUGAUCUUGUUCAACAAGCUGAUGAAAUCGAUGGACGUACAUUACAAUAUGAAGGUGGUGUUGGUACAACAGCACUUUUAGUUAGUGCAUUUUAUGAAGUUGCUGAAAAAGCUGGUGCAGCAAUGAAAAUUGAUCCAAAACAAUUACAUAAAUUUGCAUCGUAUUUUUCAACUAAACGACAUGUUGCUACUUUACGCAGUGCUUAUUAUUUAACAAAAGUAUUUAAAUAUUUAUCCGAUAAUAAAAAUACAAUGCCAGUUGUAGUUACACGUGUUAGUCCAUCGGCUAUUAGUGCACAAAAUCCAUCAGUACUUGUUUCAGUAUCAAAUCUUUUAGGACAACCAGUUGGUGAAAUAUCUGUUGUUGCUGAAUCUGCAAAACGUAAAGACGAUGGAGUUGUUGUUAUAUCCAAACAAAAACUUACAUCAAAAGCUAGUGAUUUCUCCGUAUUUGAAUUACCAUUCUAUGAUACAAAAAUUCCUCGUGGAUUUUAUACAAUUCAUUUAACAUUAACACCACGUGGUGAUGGAAAACUUAUUGGUUUAACUGAUAAUACAAUUGAUGUUAAAGUUACAUCAGAAGGAGCAAUUGAAAAUGCUGAAUUAAGUGUUUCAGAUCGUGAUAAUACUGCUCAAGCUAAGACAUACAAAUUAACAUAUCCAAAUGUUCAAUCAGAAAAACUUGAACUUGAUUAUCAUCAAAAAUUAGUAUUAAAAUUCCAAAUAAAAGAUAAACGAACUGGCGAAUUUAUUCGUGUUCAACAAGCAUUUUUACGUUUUACAAAUAAAAAAUCCAAUAAAGAAAUUAUUUAUUUAGCCGAAGCAACCGAUGGUAGUAAUUCACAAUAUAAAGUUGAAGUGGAUUUACAAACAAAUGCCAAUGAUUUUCGUCAUCAAUCAGGUGCUUAUAAUGCUGCUUUAAUUCUUGGUGAUCAAUUAUUACAAAAUGCCUAUGAAUGGAAAUUAAACGAUAAUAUUCAAUUAUCAUUCCAUGAAGAUAGUCAAGCCGAUAAAAACCAUCAAAACUUAUAUGUCCCACGACCAGAAAUCGUUCAUCAAUUCCGUUUAGAUGAAGUUCGACCACCAACUGUUGUUUCACUUGUUUUUAGUGCUUUAACAUUAUUACCAUUAUUAAUUCUUUUCAUUUUAUGGAUUAAACUUGGUUUUAAUUUAUCUGGUUUACCAUUAGGACUUAGUCCAUUAGGUUUCCAUAUAUCUCAUGGAGCCGUUUUUGCAUUGAUGUUUUUCUAUUGGAAAUAUUUGGAUAUGUUUCAAACAAUUCGUUAUUUAGCUUUGAUUUCAAUCCCAUUAUUUAUUUUUGGUCAUCGAGUAUUAGCAACAUUAGCUGCUCGACGAGAAAAGAAAGCUUAG
Adineta steineri is the source of this 1923-nucleotide messenger RNA. The record is from the annotation of a GenBank genome assembly. Lineage: Eukaryota; Metazoa; Rotifera; Eurotatoria; Adinetida; Adinetidae.